GUGAUAGGCAAUUCUAUUAGUAAUCAUCAAGAUAAUAAAUUAGAGCACGAACUGAAUCAUAGAGGCAUGUCCUUGCAGGACGAUGAUACUGCCAGUAUAAAGUCCUAUGGCAGUCACAAGAAUCGCCCCUUCAAGGACGAAAGCCACAAAGGCAGCGCCGAAACGAUGGAGGGCGAAGAAAAGCGUGACGUCAGCAAGGAGGACCUAGGAAUUGAUGAAGAGCUAGACGAUGAGUGCGAUGGCGAGGAAGGUCCACUGGAUGGCGAACUGAUCAUCCACGCCGACGAGGACGAAGUGAUAGAGGACUCACCAGCGGACUGUUGUCCGGACAAUUGCUACAAAAAGUUUCCGGUCCUGGCAGGGGACGACGAUGCGCCAUUCUGGCAGGGCUGGGCCAAUCUGCGACUGAAAACGUUUCAGCUCAUCGAGAACAAGUACUUUGAGACGGCCGUCAUCACGAUGAUUCUGCUGAGUAGUUUGGCCCUGGCUCUCGAGGAUGUGCAUCUUCCCCAUCGACCAAUCCUGCAGGACGUCCUGUACUACAUGGACAGGAUAUUCACGGUGAUAUUUUUUCUAGAGAUGUUAAUCAAGUGGUUGGCGCUGGGUUUUCGAGUUUACUUUACGAACGCCUGGUGCUGGCUCGAUUUCAUAAUUGUCAUGCUGUCGCUCAUUAACCUGACCGCAAUCUGGGUCGGCGCCGCGGACAUUCCGGCGUUCCGCUCGAUGCGUACCCUGAGGGCGCUGCGCCCACUGCGAGCCGUUUCUCGCUGGGAGGGUAUGAGAGUUGUCGUCAAUGCAUUGGUACAGGCUAUACCGUCCAUCUUCAACGUGUUAUUGGUGUGUUUGAUCUUUUGGUUGAUUUUCGCUAUUAUGGGUGUGCAGCUGUUUGCUGGCAAGUAUUUUAAGUGCGUCGACAAGAACAAGACGACGCUGUCGCACGAGAUCAUUCCGGAUGUGAACGCGUGCGUCGCGGAGAACUACACGUGGGAGAACUCGCCGAUGAACUUCGACCACGUGGGGAAGGCGUACCUGUGUCUGUUCCAGGUGGCAACGUUCAAGGGCUGGAUCCAGAUCAUGAACGACGCCAUCGACUCGCGGGAGGUGGGAAAGCAGCCGAUUCGCGAGACCAACAUCUACAUGUACCUCUACUUUGUGUUCUUCAUCAUCUUCGGGUCGUUCUUCACGCUGAAUCUGUUCAUCGGUGUCAUCAUCGACAACUUCAACGAGCAGAAGAAGAAAGCCGGUGGCUCACUGGAAAUGUUCAUGACGGAGGAUCAGAAAAAGUACUACAACGCCAUGAAAAAGAUGGGCUCGAAGAAGCCGCUGAAAGCUAUUCCACGGCCUAGGUGGCGACCACAAGCAAUAGUAUUCGAAAUAGUUACCAAUAAGAAGUUCGACAUGAUCAUCAUGUUGUUCAUCGGGUUCAACAUGUUGACGAUGACGCUCGAUCACUACAAGCAGACGGACACGUUUAGCGCGGUGCUAGACUAUCUGAACAUGAUCUUCAUCUGCAUCUUCAGUAGCGAGUGUCUGAUGAAGAUUUUCGCGCUGCGGUAUCACUACUUUAUCGAGCCGUGGAACCUGUUCGAUUUCGUCGUCGUCAUCCUGUCCAUUUUAGGUCUCGUUCUUAGCGAUCUCAUC
This is a messenger RNA of Aedes aegypti (yellow fever mosquito), 1641 nucleotides long. RefSeq names its product sodium channel protein para-like. The record is from RefSeq and is a predicted model, not a curated record. Gene Ontology annotation, biological process: neuronal action potential; membrane depolarization during action potential; sodium ion transmembrane transport. Lineage: Eukaryota; Metazoa; Arthropoda; Insecta; Diptera; Culicidae. The transcript has 9 exons. The annotation marks the transcript as partial. Gene Ontology annotation, cellular component: voltage-gated sodium channel complex; plasma membrane. Gene Ontology annotation, molecular function: voltage-gated sodium channel activity.